UCCGCCCGCGCUCUCCGAGCACGGUGUAAAAGAAUAUCCGUUCCUCACACCGCCAAACCAGUUGCCAAUCUCGCUCGAUCACCGAUGGAGGAGGCCUGCGAGAUCGCGCGCCUGCCGGAGGAGCUCCUCUCGGCGGCGCUCGCCCGCACCUCCCCGCGCGACGCCUGCCGCGCAGCCGCCAUCUCCGCGGCCUUCCGCGCCGCGGCCGACUCCGACGCCGUCUGGGCCGGCUUCCUGCCCCCCGGCGGCCUCCCGCCGCUCGCCGACGGGGAGCUGGCUGCCCCCGCCCCGCCCUCCUCCAAGAAGGAGCUCUUCCUCCGCCUCUCCGCCGGCCCCGCCCUCCUCCAGGACAAGCUCGUGAGCGUGUGGGUGGACAGGGAGACCGGCGCCAAGAGCUACAUGCUGUCCGCCAGGAACCUCUUCAUCGUGUGGGGGAACACGCCCGAGUACUGGACCUGGAUCCCACUCCAAGACUCCAGGUUCUCCGAAGGUGCUCAACUCAGGCAUGUUUGCUGGCUCGAGAUCCGUGGGAAGAUACACAGCAACCUGCUUUCCCUGGACACAACCUAUACCGCCUACAUGGUCUUCAAGAAAACUGAUGAUUUCUAUGGGCUGGCAUUUCCGGUCCAGGAGGCAUCGGUCAGCGUUGGAGCAACCAACUUAACCCGCAAGGUUUGCCUCCAACAUAACAAUGAUGAUGACGACGACGACGGCGACAAUGAUGACGAUGACGACUACGAUGACUGUGGGAUGCCCGAGAACUACUGGUCCAUGAGAAGGAAUGGCCUACACAAAGAAAAUGUCGCACUCCCUCAGCAAAGGACCGACGGAUGGAUGGAGCUGGAGCUGGGCGAGUUCUUCAACGAGGGGGGUGAAGACGGCGAGGUGUCCAUCAGCCUGACGGAGGCCAAAGGUGGGAACUGGAAGAGCGGCCUCAUCGUGCAGGGCAUUGAGAUCAGACGUAAGAAAUCAGGCUGAGUGAGGAGCUCCUAGUAGGAUUAAACUUGCCCGGGUCAAAGUAAAUGAACAAAGAAAGCAUAUCGUCUGUAGUCAUCGGCGGCGCCAGGGGUAUUCACGUGUAUUCAUAUGAAUACCCAAGAUUUGGCCCAAAAAAAUUAAUACAUGUCUUAUUUAGCAGCCCACAGCCCACAGAGGAUACCGGCUACGCUCAUCCGUUCACUCGAUCCAGCCCCCACUCGGUCGUUCCCCAAGUCCCCAACCUAACCUAGCGACUGCGGCCAGCGGCGGCGGCGGCGGCGAGUAGCGGCCAGCGCCCAGCGGCGGCAACGGCGGCGAGUAGCGGUCAACGGCGGCGGCCAGUACUGACUGCAGGCAGCGGCAAGCAGAGCCGCUGAACGGGCGACCAGCGGCAGGCCGGCAGCUGACCAGGUGGAUUUGCAGUGCAGUUAAAUUGGACAAAUUGCUGCUAGUGUUGGAUUUGAAUGCAACGAGCUACUGCCUAAGAUGAAGAAGAAGGGUGUUAGUAUUGUUGCAUUGUGGGAAUGAGCUAUGUGAAGAAUAAGCUAAACAAAAUGGGUGAUGAAUAUCUGAACAAUUGUUUGGUUACAUUUGUUGAGAGAGACUUUUUCGAUCAAGUGAAGGAUGAAGAUGUCAUCAAUCUGUUCCAAAAAGGCGAUCGCAAAGUUAUAUUGUAAGAAGGAUAUCAUCGCAAA
This is a messenger RNA of Triticum dicoccoides, 1673 nucleotides long. RefSeq names its product F-box protein PP2-B10-like. Lineage: Eukaryota; Viridiplantae; Streptophyta; Magnoliopsida; Poales; Poaceae. Bases 85 to 978 code for a protein of 297 amino acids. The record is from RefSeq and is a predicted model, not a curated record. The transcript has 5 exons. Gene Ontology annotation, molecular function: protein binding.